AUGGAGUCCUCCAAGCCAUCCUCCGGAAAAUCAUCCGUCCAACAUCCAAGCAUUUUGAAUCCUGUAACGGCAAAGUCGAACCUGACUUUUCACUUGUUCCCACAACUCCCCAAGGAAAUCAGGGAAAUGGUUUGGACGCAGAGUCUCACCUGCGAGCGUUAUAUCACGGUUGAGCUUUGGGCCGCAAGCCCGAGAGCUGGCGUAUUCGAUCUACAGAAAACAUUACCCCGCGACCCACCUAUCGAUAAACAGUACAUAUCAAUGCUCGUCAGUUCCCCCAGGCCUAGUGCUCUUUUCGGUACGAGUGCCGAAUCUCGUGCGAGCGCUUGUCGAUUCUAUAGGGUGCAUCUUCCUUGCUACGUCUCAAGGGGAUCACAGUCACUCGCACCGGCAACGUUUUGGUUCAACCCUGAACUGGACACUUUGGAAAUACACGGAUUGAGAAACUUUAUGAACUUUGAAAAUGACUUCUGGCGCCAUGACUGUCGAAAGGCAGGACUACGCAAUGUGUGUUUUGAUGCCAAAAGUUGUCUCUCCUUUGAUGACUUUUACCAACUUGCUGCUUCCAAAGACCAGCUUCGCCAAGCUGUUAGCCGACUGAAGCAUGUCACCUUCAUCUGGUACACUGAUAUGCACAGGGUGGACUCUUAUCUUCGUGCCCCUAGCCACCCGUUCCCACCGAACGACCCCCGUUCACUUCCUGUUGCAGGAGCUACCGGUAGCUUCUCAAGGCAGCCAGAUCCGCGUCCUAUCGAUGACCUCCUACGAAAUAAUGCCUUCAGACCUGUCUUUCGUCAUCUUGAGGGACACGCCAAGGACUGGAUGAACGGGUUUCAGCGAUUGAGAGCGAAAAGAGCAUGUGGCUUCAGAGUCGCAUAUACAACCGGCACACGUCGUACGCCAUUCAUUAUAGAUGAAGCGGACGCUAUGGAGUAUCUCAAGGACGAAGAGGAAAAGUGGCGAGAUAUGUGGGGCGUCUCAAAGCGGUCACUCCCUAGAGAAUCCGAAUUUCUGAACGGGGUCUCCGAGCAGCUUGAUAAUCAACUUCAAACCGCAUUUGGGUUUUGGACCGUUUCCCUCGAGCCUCAGGAUCGAGUUGCUAGUGACUAUUCACACCAGCCAGCCUUCCCGAAAAAUUACAAACCAGAGCUAUGCUUAUUUCACUUAUGA
This is a messenger RNA of Fusarium fujikuroi IMI 58289, 1170 nucleotides long. RefSeq lists its product as uncharacterized. NCBI's taxonomy places the organism in Eukaryota, Fungi, Ascomycota, Sordariomycetes, Hypocreales, Nectriaceae. The coding region runs from base 1 to 1170 and encodes 389 amino acids. The record is from RefSeq and is a predicted model, not a curated record. The transcript has a single exon.